AUGAAGCAUUAAUAAAGAAUAGAGAUAAUGAAGGUAUUAAGAAAUCAUAGAAAGAAUUUGACAAAUGACUUGAAAAAAAUAUUCCAGUUUUUUGAUAGUUUAAGCUAAAAUCUAUUGGGAUAAAGAUAAUUAUUAAUAAGUUGAAAUACUAUUUAGAUAAUCAGUAGAAUUUUGUGCAGAUCAUGAUGUUUUGGAAAAAGAAUGUUGCAAUAUAAAUUUUUUGUUUAAGACAACAAAUAGAGAGAAGCUAUUCGAUAUUAUGAUUCUAUAGUAAAAAAAUAAUGAUAAUCUUUUGUUAUUAACAGCUAUAUUAUUAUUAAAUAAAUUGAAGAUGCUCAAGAAUUAAUGCGAAAACUAGAGGAAGAGGAAUAUAAAUCUCAAUAUCAGGAGCCUAAUAAGUUAGUUUAUCAUCUUUGCAUUGUAAAUCUAGUUAUUGGAAUUUUGA
This is a messenger RNA of Paramecium sonneborni, 445 nucleotides long. The record is from the annotation of a GenBank genome assembly. Lineage: Eukaryota; Ciliophora; Oligohymenophorea; Peniculida; Parameciidae.